CAGCUGGCCACGGGUUCCUUCCCUUGUGUAAUUUGUGGGGACUGCAGAGGUGUCCAUUGUGCCUGCCCUGGCGGGCUCAGAUCAAGAAGAGGUGGCUGCAAAGCUCGCCGCGCGCAACCAUCGCUCGCAUGUGCAGCAGCUCCCUCCCAGGCCGAGAGCUGCACAGACCACCACUUGGCUACCUAGGUAGGAUCAGAAGCUAGCCUUCCCUCACCUCCAGGAAAAGUAUCACGCGGCAGGCAUUACGACAAGCUCUAACAGGCUGUGCUCUCACAGGCCGUGAUCUCAGAAACUAUUUGGUCUGAUCCAUACAGAAAGGCGCCUGGAUCUCCGAAUUGCCCUAUCGACACAGUUGCGUAGAGGUACUCAAACUCACAUUUCACGCCCUCAUAAUACUCAGCAGUCCACCAACAUGACCGACUCGGCCCGCUGGAAAGCAACUGUUUAUGUUGGCGGACUGUCGUCUUAUGCCACCACAAGCAAUUUGCACGACGCGUUCAUUCCGUUUGGCGAGAUCGCAGAGAUCUCACUCCCGAAAAAUGACCACCCCAACGCCACAGAACCCCACAGAGGGUUCGCGUACGUUGAGUACGAAGACGCCGAUGAUGCCAAGGAAGCAAUCGACAACAUGGAUCAGUCCGAGUUUUUUGGUCGGGUCCUGAAGGUGUCUGCCGCGAAACCACCAAAGAGUGCCAAUGAGGGUCUGGGCAGCAAGACCGCAGUGUGGGAGCAGGAGGGAUGGCUCGCAAAACAUGCUGUGGAUGAUGAGGAUAGGCUGAGUGCCGACGGCGCGCAGGCUACAGGCGAUGGACGGGCAGAGGACCCCAUGCAAGGGUUGGAGGGGUUGGAUGUCGCCGGGCCGAAGCCGAUGUAAUAUCCAAACCUAGUGGUUGAUUCUGGUCUUCUCAUACAUAGCGAUGGCGUUUUGGGAUAAAGUAACGAGUGAAAAUAGACAUGGCACUACGAGUUCGCGGUACUGAGUCACGAGCCACGACUCGAUCCAAGCACUUUUCGGGCAAGACUGAGGCACGCGAAUGUCCUCGACGCAAGGCAACAAGGAAA
Microdochium trichocladiopsis is the source of this 1062-nucleotide messenger RNA. RefSeq names its product peptidyl-prolyl cis-trans isomerase E. The record is from RefSeq and is a predicted model, not a curated record. Lineage: Eukaryota; Fungi; Ascomycota; Sordariomycetes; Xylariales; Microdochiaceae. Gene Ontology annotation, molecular function: RNA binding. The coding region runs from base 413 to 874 and encodes 153 amino acids. The transcript has 2 exons.